CGAAGAUAAAAUGGCAAACAACGCGACCAACCAUCAGGGAAAGAGCCAAGUUCAUGUUCAACAACGAGUGCUUCAGCGAUAUAAAGUUCGUUGUUAGGAAGAUGGAUGGUGAAAGCGAAAGUAAAUAUGUAAUUCCUGCUCACAAGUUUGUUCUGUCGAUCAGCAGUCCUGCGUUUGAAGCCAUGUUUUACGGUGAGUUGGCGGAGACUAAAGACUCUAUUGAACUGCCUGACUGUAAGUACGAAAGUCUGCUGGAGUUGUUUCGUUUCAUGUACAGCGAUGAAGUAAAUUUGAACGGAAGUAAUGUGAUGGGAGUGUUAUAUUUGGCGAAGAAAUACAUCGUGCCUUCAUUGGCUGAUAAAUGCACCGAUUAUCUACAAGAUAAGCUGGAUGUGUCAAAUGCUUUUAGCAUUUUGCCCAAUGCUCAUCAGUUCGAUAAGAAAAGGUUGGUGGAACGAUGUUGGAAAGUAAUCGAUAAACACCGCGAAGAGGCUAUAAAAUCAGAUGGAUUUGCGACACUUGAAAGAUCUUUAAUUGAAGAAGUAGUCAAACGCGACACACUGAAUAUUGAAGAGGUAGAGUUGUUCAAAGCUGUGGACUCGUGGGCUACAAAGAAAUGCAAAGAAGAAGGCUUGACUGUAGAUGGUAGUGUAAAAAGGAAAAUUAUUGGAGAGAAUAUCGUAAAAGCAAUCCGUUUCCCAGCCAUGAAGCAACAGGACUUCGCUGGUGUUGUUCUUGGCACCAAGAUACUCACACAAGACGAAGUCUGUGAUGUCGUGAAGUAUUUGAAUUCAGUGCUAAGCUCUCCAGUAAGAUUUCCUGUAAAUAGAAGGCUAUGUACUUUUGCUUGUAAACAAAACUGCCUUAUUUUCACACAAAGAAAGCAAAGAAGAAGAGAAAAACGCUUCUCGGAAUAA
Molecule: messenger RNA, 917 nt
Organism: Pocillopora verrucosa
Lineage: Eukaryota; Metazoa; Cnidaria; Anthozoa; Scleractinia; Pocilloporidae
Product: BTB/POZ domain-containing protein 6-like
Biological process (GO): neurogenesis
Cellular component (GO): cytosol
Molecular function (GO): protein binding
Source: RefSeq, a predicted model, not a curated record